Xiphophorus hellerii (green swordtail) is the source of this 726-nucleotide messenger RNA. RefSeq lists its product as uncharacterized. Lineage: Eukaryota; Metazoa; Chordata; Actinopteri; Cyprinodontiformes; Poeciliidae. The coding region runs from base 51 to 710 and encodes 219 amino acids. The record is from RefSeq and is a predicted model, not a curated record. The transcript is spliced from 3 exons.
UUUCUUGUUUUAGAUCAGUUAUAGUUACCAAAAUAAAUUAAAUUUACUUAAUGCCAGAAAACUUAGUGAGAAUAUUUUUUAGUGAUUAUUUUGUAGCAAAUAUUAGAAAAAUAUAUGCACGUUGUAUGGAUGAUGUUAUGGUUCGGGGUCCUUUGGUUCUUCUUUGUGGGUUUUUCUGUGCAUACACUCACCUUUUACGACAGAUGGCGCCAUACUCACCUGACUGGAGUGUGUGUGUAGACCGUCAUCAAGCACACCUGAACCUGAUCAACUCAUCAGCGGCGUGUACUAAAGGAGGCUUCUGCCAGUCCUUCAGCGCCCGAGUGUUAGCCAGUAACGGUUUUUUCCUGGUGAAGCCCAGAGAAGCCUUUACAGAUCCUGUCUGUUUCUCUGGUCGAGAUUCCCCUCGUGACGCCGUGGGUCUUACCCACUGGUUGCCCGAGUUCCCAGACUCACCUCCUCCGUCUGACUACAAGUUAGCCCGAGCCUACCUGUCCGCCCUCCGACGCAAUCCUCUGUUUCCCUCCUGGACACCAGCCGUCAAGCACCGGACCACCUGGACCCCUCAAGAGACUAAGACUCCGAACCUUUCAGUAAACUCUCCUAGACCUCCUACCCUCGAACCACAAAGAGCCGAUCGCUCCGUGAACCCGUUUCCUCCCUGGACCAGACCAGAGCUUCCACUACCUUCGCUUGCCGUGUUACAAUAAACCAAUUGUUACCGUA